Molecule: messenger RNA, 1227 nt
Organism: Lobosporangium transversale
Lineage: Eukaryota; Fungi; Mortierellomycota; Mortierellomycetes; Mortierellales; Mortierellaceae
Product: regulator of chromosome condensation 1/beta-lactamase-inhibitor protein II
Exons: 3
Cellular component (GO): cytoplasm
Molecular function (GO): guanyl-nucleotide exchange factor activity
Source: RefSeq, a predicted model, not a curated record
AAUUUCGCUGCGCCUAGCCUCAAAAAGUCAAAGUCCGCUGUGGCAGAAAUUGUUCCCAGGCCAACGCGCGAAGCUACUCCUGGACGCGUUUAUGUCUUUGGAACGGGUGACUGUGCUCAGCUUGGGCUAGGUGAAGAUAUUCUCUCUAGGAAGAAGCCAGCCAAUCUCACUGCAUUGAAUGAUGAGCAGAUUGUUGAUAUUGCUGCCGGAGGUUUACAUAACAUGGCGCUCACUGCUGACGGAAAGCUAUGGUCAUGGGGAGUGAAUGAUCAGCGAACUCUGGGUCGGUCUGGAGAUGAAUAUACGCCUUUGCCGGUUGAAGGUCUUGAUCACGUCAAAAUUAUGAAGGUUGCUUGCUCAGAUUCCCUCACUGUAGCUUUGACAGAAGAGGGUACCGUUUACACCUGGGGAACUUUCCGCAGUGCUGAGGGGAUCCUAGGUCAUUCUAAAGAAAAAGAAGUUCAAGACCUUCCAACCAUUGUCCAAGGCUUGAAUGGUAUUGUAGAUAUUGCGACAGGAACGGAUCAUGUGUUAGCUCUUGAUGUUAAAGGCCACGUGUACAGCUGGGGUAAUGGUCAGCAAAUGCAACUUGGCCGCAGGAUUGUAGCACGUCGUAUCUUGAAUGGUUUAACUCCAGAGUCUACCGGGGCCAAGAACAUCUUCAAAGUUGGGGCUGGUUCAUAUCACUCUUUUGCCAUCGACAAAGAAGGAAGGGCAUAUGCUUGGGGCCUUAAUACCUAUGGUCAAUGCGGCUAUGAGAACGCUAAAACUGAAAACAUCUCUUCGCCAACCCUAAUUGAUGCACUCAAGUCAGAGGUGACGAUUGAUAUUCAAGGAGGCGAGCACCAUACGAUUGCAUUGACUAAGGAUGGGAAGCUGUAUGGAUUUGGCCGCUCAGACAGCCACCAACUUGGACUUGGAUACACUGAGGAACCUGGUUCCGAAGACCCGACCAGCCAUAAGAAAGCCAUCCGUCAUCCUACUUUAAUUCCAGAUUUACCUUCCAUCAAGGCCAUCUCUGUUGGAGGCAACCAUACUCUUGCUUUGACACAAACAGGAGAUGUGUAUGCAUGGGGUUUCGGCGAGAUGUUAGCGUGUGGUAAUGGCGAAGAAGAGGAUGUUGAAAAGCCAUUAAAGCUGACUGGACAGCAAAUUGAGAACUGUCGUGUGCUGAAGGUUGCUGCAGGAGGACAGCACUCUGUAAUUCUCGCCGUGCAAGAGAGGUAG